AUGUCCCCUGAAUAUGCAAUGGAAGGGCAAUAUUCAACAAAAUCAGAUGUUUUUAGCUUUGGUAUUAUAUUGUUAGAGAUUACUAGUGGCAAGAGAAACACAGAUCGUGACAAAGGAAGGGUAUCCCUAAACUUAAUUGGACAUGUAUGGGAUUUAUGGAGAGAAGGGAAGGCCUUGGACAUUGUGGACUCAACACUUGGUGAAUCAUAUCCUAUUGAUGUUGUACUUAGGCAUAUCCUAAUUGGGCUUUUAUGUGUGCAAGAAAAUGCCUUCGAUCGGCCAUCCAUGUUGGAAGUUAUUUUCAUGCUUGGCAAUGAAGUCAGUCUUCCCACUCCCAAAAAACCAGCAUUCCUAUUCAACUCUGCUAACAAUUUGGAUUCAGAAUCAUCUGGAGAAUCUUCAAUGAAUGAAAUUACUAGCACUACAAUAAGCGCUCGUUGAC
Molecule: messenger RNA, 442 nt
Organism: Prosopis cineraria
Lineage: Eukaryota; Viridiplantae; Streptophyta; Magnoliopsida; Fabales; Fabaceae
Product: G-type lectin S-receptor-like serine/threonine-protein kinase At1g11410
Exons: 2
Coding region: 1-441 (146 amino acids)
Biological process (GO): protein phosphorylation
Molecular function (GO): ATP binding; protein serine/threonine kinase activity
Source: RefSeq, a predicted model, not a curated record